This is a messenger RNA of Microthlaspi erraticum, 258 nucleotides long. The record is from the annotation of a GenBank genome assembly. NCBI's taxonomy places the organism in Eukaryota, Viridiplantae, Streptophyta, Magnoliopsida, Brassicales, Brassicaceae.
AUGCGGCAACGGUGGACUUUGGCGACGGAGGAUCGGACCGGUUCGGCUUUGGCGAGAGAAAAUCGGAUACGGCAACGGAUCGGCUUUGGCGACGGAGAAUCGGAACAGGCAACGGCGGAUCGUGGCGACGGAGAAUCGGAACAGGCAACGGCGGAUCGGACGUCACCGGCGACGGCGGAUUGGAUUACGGUGGGGAUUUGCGCUACGAACGGAUUUCGACGCCGAGCUCAGCUUUCGAAAAAGGGACUCGACUUUUAG